Molecule: messenger RNA, 1782 nt
Organism: Gambusia affinis (western mosquitofish)
Lineage: Eukaryota; Metazoa; Chordata; Actinopteri; Cyprinodontiformes; Poeciliidae
Gene: eme1
Product: essential meiotic structure-specific endonuclease 1
Exons: 9
Coding region: 98-1708 (536 amino acids)
Biological process (GO): resolution of meiotic recombination intermediates; mitotic intra-S DNA damage checkpoint signaling; replication fork processing
Cellular component (GO): Holliday junction resolvase complex; nucleus
Molecular function (GO): nuclease activity; DNA binding
Source: RefSeq, a predicted model, not a curated record
AAUUCCUAUCAUUAAAAGCUCUGUACUCCGACUGUCCGUGAAUGCAGCAAAACCCGGGGAAAAAUCAAACAUCGCGUCACGCGCCACCCAGCUCACGAUGAUUGAUUCACCUCAACGUGAGGAUCUGAGAAGCAGCAGCGACUCAGAUGAGGAGCUGCCUGUGUUUGAUUUCCUCCAGCCUCGUCCAAGCACCGAUGUAGCCUCCCAGAAAGCCCCAAAGAGACCAGAAGGGAACAACUUCAAUGGUAAAACUGCUGCCUUCUCCAGUUCGGUUCUCGGUAACGGUGGAUCGGCUGGUGUCACAAUGAUAAGCAGCGAUUCUGACGACGACGUGCCGUACGUCCCCCUGGCACAGAGGCUGAAACUGAGACAGGACUCUGCUGUCCUCACCGAAAGAAAUCAAAAAGGUUCUACAGAGAAAGAGCACCUCCUCACAUUGCAUCACGAGAGAAGGCCGACCCCAGAGGAAGCGGAUGACCUCCCCCUCGGACAUCUCGCCGCAUCCGAGACCGGAGACGCGUCUCCUACCAGGACGAAAGCCACAAAAAGGUCGGCGGAGGAGAUCCGGGCCUCCAGGGAGGAGGCUCUGAGGAGGCGACAGGGCAGAGAGAGACAGCAGCAGGACAGGGAGGCGCUCAAGCAGGAACAAGAGAGGCAGAAAGCGGAGAGAAGAGCUUUGGCUGAGGCUGCCAAAGCUCUGAGGCCAGACGAGCGCAUCAAGCAUAUGGUUGUAGCUGUUGAUCCAGCUCUGUUGCAGCUGGAAGGAGGGGGGACUCUGCUGGCGUCUGUGCAGGCUCUGGGUUGUAGCUGCGCCAUUGAGAAACAGCCGCUGCCCCGCAGCGUGACCUGGGCCAGGCAGGCUCCGAGCGCACAGCAGAACGAUGCGGCGCGUGUUCCAGAGCCCCACGUGGUGAUGCAGAUGACGGUGGAAGACUUCGUCACUCUGAUUCACAACUACAUCCAGGAGGAGAGGCACAGCGGGUCAGCCUGCAGUCCCACCCUCACAUCGUGGGUCCGGGAGCAGCAGAGGCGUCACCCCGACAAGCGGCUCAGCCUGGCAGUCAUUGAGCUGGAGAGCUAUUUCAGGGCCCGAAAGUCCCAGAGCCAGAAGAGGCUCAGAGCGGCUGUGGCUGGGGAAGAGGCAGGAGGAGGAAAAGAGAAGAAAAAACGGAGGAACGGUCACGCCGAGAAGCUGCCGGAGGUGUCCAGAGUUGAAGUGGAGGAGGCUGUGGUCCACCUCCAGCUUCACACCGGAGUCUCCGUCCGCUUCUUAUCUACCUGGAAGGAGUUCUCCGACCACAUCACCAUGACGACCAAAGCGGUCGCCGAGGCCCCGUUCAAGCGAGCGCGAGAGCAGACCGGCUUCUCCUUUUACCUGGAGAGCGAGUGGGCGGGAGGCCAGCGGGUGGACAAAGCUGGGAAGGGCCUGCUGCAGGCGUGGAAGAGACAGAUCCAGCAGUUCAACAGAGUGAGCUCAGACGCGGCGGCUGCCAUCUUGGCAGCUUAUCCUUCCCCGCAGCUGCUCAAGAAGGCUUACAGCCAGUGCAGGACCGAGAACGAGAAGCUCUCUCUUCUGUCCGACCUCCUGAUCCGCAGAGGAGAAGGCGUCACCUCCACAACCCGACGGGUCGGUCCGGAGCUUUCCAAACGUCUUUUCCUCCUGAUGCAUUCCCGGGAUCCCGAGCAGAAUCUGGAUGCCAGCCUUUAAAUGUUUGAGUUCCGACUAGUUGAAUUACUCACGCAGAUUUUGAUGCUGUGCAAUAAAGUUUUUAUACAACUACA